Molecule: messenger RNA, 7126 nt
Organism: Phascolarctos cinereus (koala)
Lineage: Eukaryota; Metazoa; Chordata; Mammalia; Diprotodontia; Phascolarctidae
Gene: GAB2
Product: GRB2 associated binding protein 2
Biological process (GO): signal transduction
Cellular component (GO): cytoplasm
Molecular function (GO): transmembrane receptor protein tyrosine kinase adaptor activity
Source: RefSeq, a predicted model, not a curated record
GCAGCCGCCGUGUUUGUGUCUUUAAAGCGGCUCACCCGGUGCCUUGCUUUACACUGCGAUGUGGGCGUGGUAAAAAAAAAAUCGCGUUGGAAACCCGGGGCAAAAGCAGUUUCCUGCCUUCUUAGAGCCCCGAACAGCUGGGUUGUUGUUUUUUUGGAAAGUGUCGCUGUGUGUGUGAGUGAGACAGAGGCAGGCACACAGACAGCGAGAGCUGGCCGUGGCCGUGGGUGUGAGCAGAGCGGGCUGGGACGCGGCGCGCUCAGCGCCCCCCACCCGCUGCAAGGAAGCUUGAAGCCGCGGCCCCAGCAGUGGGCUUGCCCGGGACGUGCAAAAAGGCGGCGGCGCCCGGGGCUGCUCAGACCUUCACCCCGACGGCUCCCGGGGGCCGCUCCAGGCCGCCGUCUGCGCGUGGAUCUUGACUGGUGAAUGCCCCUGGCCGGGGGCCACGGCAGAUACAGCCCCCCUCAGGUGCCUGGGCGAGGAUGAGCGGCGGCGGGGAGGUGGUGUGUGCUGGCUGGCUGAGGAAGUCGCCCCCGGAGAAGAAGUUGAGGCGCUAUGCAUGGAAGAAGCGUUGGUUUAUUCUUCGCAGUGGGAGGAUGAGUGGGGACCCAGACGUGCUGGAAUACUACAAGAAUGACCAUUCCAAGAAGCCCCUGCGGGUCAUCAACCUCAGUUUCUGUGAACAGGUGGACGCAGGCCUGACCUUCAACAAGAAGGAGCUCCAGGAAAGUUUCGUGUUUGACAUUAAGACCAGUGACCGCACCUUCUACCUGGUGGCGGAGACCGAGGAAGACAUGAACAAGUGGGUGCACAGCAUCUGUCAGAUCUGUGGCUUCAAUCAGUCGGACGAGAACUCAGACUCUCUGAGAAACCUCCCCUCUGUGGGUCAUGGCCCCCGCUCCUCCCCGGCAGAACUGAACAGCUCCAACCCACACCUGCUUCGAGAACGCAAAUCCUCGGCCCCCUCGCACUCCAGCCAGCCAACCUUGUUCACCUUUGAAGCCCCAGCGAACCACACACAGACCACCCUGUCCACCAGUGCCCCCCAGGACUAUCUCUUCCUGCACCAGUGCAUCAGCCGAAGAGCAGAGAACACAAGGAGCGCCAGUUUCUCCCAGGGCACCAGGGCUUCUUUUUUCAUGAGGAGCGACACAGCUGUGCAGAAACUUGCCCAGGGGAACGGGCACUGUAUGAACGGUGUCAGUGGCCAGGUGCACGGCUUCUACAGCCUGCCUAAGCCCAGCCGGCACAACUCAGAGUUCCGGGACAGCGCCUACGACCUCCCGCAGAGCCUGGCCUCCCACCCUCCCAGUCAUACCAAGGGCAGCCUCACUGGCUCAGAGACAGACAACGAGGAGGUGUACACCUUCAAGACCCCCAACAACGCGCUGUGCAGAGAGUUCGGGGACCUCCUGCUGGACAACGCAGAUGCCCCGGGAACCCCGCUCUCAGCCUACCAGAUCCCCAGGACGUUCACAUUGGACAAGAAUCACAACGCCCUGGCAGUGGGGCCCUCUGGGGACUCCUCAGUGGCUCCACCGCCCCGGCCCCCCAAGCCAGGUCAGGCAGAGACACCCCGCUGGGGCAGCCCACAGCAGCGGACCCAGAACGGAGAGAGUGGCCGGGCAGGAUCCGUCGCUGCCACCAUCCCCCGACGCAACACCCUCCCAGCGGUGGACAACAGUCGUCUCCACCGAGCUUCUUCCUGUGAGACAUAUGAGUAUCCGCAAGGUGGCCAGUCUUCAGAAUCUGUCAAUGAUGGAUUCAACUCCUUUGUGAUAGGGAAAGCCACUGUGGGGCACACAGACAGCUCCAAUUCAGAAGACAACUAUGUACCCAUGAACCCUGGGUCCUCCUCCCUGCUGGCCAUGGAGAGAUCUAAUGACAAUUCUCAGAGUGUCUACAUCCCCAUGAGCCCGGGGCCUCAUCACUUUGACCACCUCAGCUUCUCUUCUUCUGCCUUGCCGGUCCAUCGGGGGCGGGGGAGUGAGAUCCAGCCUCCCCCCGUCAACCGAAAUCUCAAACCUGACAGGAAAGCCAAACCAACUCCUCUGGACUUGAGAAACAACACAGUCAUCGAUGAGCUUCCUUUUAAGUCCCCAGUCACGAAGUCUUGGUCUAGGGCAAUUCAUACCUUCAAUGCUAGCUCUUCCCAGUCCUGCCGUCCUGUCUCCACCCAGAGCAUCACCAGCACCGAUUCAGGGGACAGUGAGGAGAAUUAUGUCCCCAUGCAAAAUCCUGUGUCAGCAUCCCCUGUUCCCAGUGGCACAAACAGCCCUGCUCCCAAGAAAAGUACAGGCAGUGUGGACUACUUAGCCUUGGAUUUCCAGCCAGGCUCACCCAGCCCCCACCGAAAGCCAUCUACAUCAUCCAUUACAUCAGAUGAGAAAGUGGAUUACGUACAAGUGGACAAAGAAAAGACCCAGGCCUUGCAGAACACCAUGCAGGAGUGGACAGAUGUCCGGCAAUCCUCAGAGCCCAGCAAGGGGGGCAAGCUGUGAAGAUCAAGGCAGGCCCUGGACCCAGGGAGGGGGGUGUCCCUGUAUGACUUCUUCCUGCUUCCCCUUCUCCACCUCCCUCCUCCCUGGGGUCCCUGGCCUGCUCUUUGGGCCUGGCCUUUUAGACUUUCAGUCUUCUGAGGCCUCCUGAUGGGGCUUUCCUAUCCAGAGGCUGGGCAGGACUCUCUCUCUGGCCUUUGGGCACCAGCUCAGGACCACACCUUUGAGCAAUACUGAAUGCCCAGAGCCUACCCACCCCUGCCUUUCUUUCUUCCAAGCUUUUUCUGAAAAGUCUCUGCAGCCACCUCUAGCUCCCUAGCCCUGGGUAUCCUCCUCUGAGCCAGGGUUGGCUGUCCUCCUGAGCAUCCAGAACUCAGAGUCCCCAACUCACUCCGUGUCACAGCCUCCAGCUCCCUCACUUCCAGCCUCUCUCCUCUCAGCCUGGACAUAAUGUGCUUAAAAGGCUCUACCAGCCUGUCCCUAUUUGCUUCAGCAGGGGGCACAUUUCCCAAUAGAGAAGUGAGGAGUCUUUGUUAGAGGUGGCUCUCUUGGUGGGGGACCCUUGCCUGCUCUGUUGGGGUAAUCCCCAGCAGCAGGGAGCUCCCCUUCCCCAGGUCCAGGGCCUCAACUUGGUCAAGGAGGCAGGUCCUGAGGCAAGGUGGGGAAAUCCCAGCACCAAGGAUCAGGGAGUUGGCUGACAUUUACAGUGCCCUACCCUUCAGAGGAGCUGCUUCCAGCAUCCCAGGAUGGGGAGAAACAAAAUAGACCAAGGGGGCCAGAAGACCAAGACCAGGAUGUCAAGCACCUGAAGGCCAUGGAUAUUGAAACUCCGGACACUGAAACUGUGGACUUGUGGGGUUUGAUGAGUGUGCCAAGGCCCCUGCUGGGAUGGAACAUAUGCCCUGCUCAGUAGGGAAGGACAGACACCCAGAGGCAGCUUGGGGCUAGUGCUAAAGGUGUUCCUUUCGACUUUGGAUGGUGGGACUCUGGGGGAUUGGAGAGGAUAUACUAUAGGAAAGAGGGCAGGUUUUCCAAGCCAGGAAAGGGAAGACCACAGUGCUUGGAGGCACAUAGUGUUAGAAGGAAACUGGAUUCCCACUGGAGUGUGCAUCUGUGGGAGGGGGAAUGUAGUGAAGGGGCUGAGGCUGGUGAAAAAUGUAUGAAGGGAGCAGGUAAUGGAAGGGAAGGCUUUGGGAGGGUUAAUGAAGAAUCUGAGGUGAUCCUUUAUGGGAGUGGAUUAAUAUGGCUGAAAUGUAGCAUUGAAGAGGGUAAUGUCAUGGGUCCAGGUAAAAUGCACCUGUUGUGUGGUUGCUGAUGUUUUUGAUGUUAUGGGCAUGGGAGAAAUUCAUUGGGGAAGAGGUCAUGGAAGAAAUGCAGUGCAGGAGAGAGAUGAGGCUGAACGCAAUGGGAAAAAUGUGGAGGGAGAGAUGGGCAAUGAAUGUCAUGUGGAGAAGAGGAAAUGUAGAUAGGACUGAUGUCAUGUACAUAAGGGAGUUGUGCUUGUAGGGGUAGUUCUGUACGGGGGUCUGGGGAAGCUUGUGGAUUGGGAUGGAGUCUAUUUCAGGGUCAACCUGGACAUCUUCCCUGUGUCCCUACUUGGGUGAGGCCAGAAAUCCUCAAAUCAAAGCCCAGAUUUUUUGGUGGAAAAAGGGGCAGUCUUUUGGAAGGGAUAGGCACAUGCCACAGAAUGGCAAACCUUAGAGACCAAGUCUGUGUCGCACACAUGUAUGAUGUGCCCCAGAGACUGGGCCCAGGUGGGGUGAGGGUCGUCAUCAGUGUUUUACCCUGGGGCCUGCCUGGUUUGCAGCUGUGAUAGAACAGGGUUCUUGCUGGGCUUGGGAAGCAGGAGUUAGCCCUGUAUUCUCUGAGAGGCAGAGAAGGCCUAUGUGGGUUGCUUUCUCAUGGUAGGACAGGAGAUUUCCUAAGAUUUGCCUGGUGGUGGUGAUGAGUUACUCCUCAUAAACUCAAUUAUUUGAAAUUUUCAUAGGAUUUGCAGCUGGAAGGGACCUUUGAGACCAGAUUCUAGUCUAAUCUCCUUAUUUUACAAAUGGAGAGACCAAAACCUAGAAAAGUUAAACAGUUAUCUCAAGGCACUAGUAGUAGUAGUAGUGGUGGUGGUGGUAGUGGUAGUAAUAGUAGUAGUAGUCGUAGUAGUAGUCAUAGUAGUAGUGGUAGUAGUAGUGGUAGUAGUAGUGGUAGUAGUAGUGAGACAAGCCCAGUGGCAUGUUUUUCUUGCUAGCCCAUGCUCCUGUCUCUUUCAGGACUUCAGAGGAGUAAACCAAAUGCCUCCAGGGGAUCUCCCAACAGAAAUACUGUGUUCAACCACACACACCUCUCUUCUCUCAACCCCCUCAGCCCUGUUGGCCUGGAGACUAAGAAAUAGGGAAGGACCAAAUCUAGUCAAGGAAAAGGGUGGUAAAAUAGGGGAGCAUGACACCCAACACCUCCAGGAUACCCAGCAUGCAAGGGUAUUAGCUAAUCUGCGACAUACCUCCUAGGCUACACGUCCUUAGAUCACGUAUACAUUAUCCUUCUGUGCCUCAGUUCCCCCAUCACAAAAAUGGGGUAAUAGCAACCUACCUCAUUGGACGAGGGUUGAAGCUGAGUUGACUCUGGGUGGCCAAGUUAUGGCCUGUUACCUCUAGGUUCCUCUUUUCCCUCCAUGAGGGGGACUCUUGUGUCAGCCUGGGAGCCCAUGCUUGGUAAGGGCAGGGAAGGCCACCUUCCUUGUUCUUAGCUCAUAAAACUUUGUCAGAAACAGAAGAGGCUGAGAGAUCAGCAUCUUGGAGAAGAAAGCAGAAUUCUGCCUCGGAGCACUGAGAAACACUGGCCAAUUCUUUUCUCCUCCCCAAAUCAUUUUACCAUAAAAAAAUGGGGGGGAAAAUGGCCAGGAUGGCUAGCUUUUGAUGUGCUCUCAAUCCCAACCAUAUUUCCUGGUAGCUGCUUGGCUCUGAUUGUAAUAAAGCAUCGUAUGCUCCUAAACCUGCCCGGUACCCACUUUGAGAGGACCCUAAAUGGGGAAGCCCAGGAAAACAAGGGGGUUCAACUCAGUGGCCUAAGGCCCUUCUAGCUCAGAUAUUCAGAGUCCAAGGUUCUCUGGGCCGUAACAGUCUGUGUUAAAGGCAUGAGGAGACCAGACAUCAACAGAUGCAGCACAGCCUCAGGAGGCGAUGUUUGCAUCCUCCUGGGAGCAUCUGUUUGGACUCCAGGAGACACCAAUGAAGAGCAGCGAGCCCUAAGGCCCUCCAGCCUACCACUGGGAAGCAUCUUUCUCACUUUCAAGGGGCAGUGGAAAACAGCUGGGGACAGUAUUUAGGUUAGUUCAGCCCCAGCUGGGUUGGUGGCCUAACCCCCCCCCCAAACUCCCACCCCACUCUAAGCCUUCACUUGACAAGCCAAGUCUUUGUCUCCUGAUUUCAGUAACUGCCCACACCUGCCACAUUCGAAGCUGUGUAACUACUCUUUCCCCCGCAAUUCCAACAAAUACACAGAAUGAGGGCCAGAGUUUGGUCCUUGGGCCUUGCUUGGCAGGGUUAUAGGCAGAUAUUAUACAUGUUGGUGACAUCACAUACAGCCCGGCCUAUGCUGUCCGGCUCAAUGCAGAUCGAAAAGCAAUUGUCCAGGGGUGUGGAUAUAAAAGAGGCCAUUUUUUCCCCCUGCAAAACAAUAACUGAAGGGAAGCAUCUUCCACACCUAUCCCCCAGGAGGCCUUGUUUAUAGUGGGUAAUAGAGGUAUGUAGCAGGCAUUGAAUAUAUGGGUAGAGAACCAAGGUUCUGAGCUGUGGCCACACCAGUUACAGCCCUUGGGGCUGUACGAAAAUGAGCAAUGAAAAAUGGACAAGUGGGUGGGUGCCAAGGAGCCAACCCCUAGUCGGCCCCUCCCCCCACUCAGGGUUGGGGUAAGGGGAGAUGGAGAAUGACAAUGAGCCCUUGAUCCCAGGCCAACAGAAACAUAUAAAGGUCCUGCCCCCUGCCCCUCCAUGGACCGGAUGAUCUCUAAGCUUCCGUUUGCCUCUGCUGACGUUCUUGGAUUCUGCAAUGAGCAGGAAGAACCCAAGAGAUCUGGAAAGGCCAUGAGGCCAGACUUGUGGUUUGGGGUGGGGGUGGGGGAUGGCUGCAGAGGAACCUGCGAGACCAUCCCCUGGAGAGCUGCCCCACGAGGGGAUACCCGGGGCUAUGCUCUUGUAUCUACGUUGGUGUCUGUGUCUUGAAACCUAGAACCAUUUCCUGGGGUCCAAAGGGGAAGGGAGGGUAGACUUUGUGUGAAACCUUCCCCAAGCCCCCAUCUCCAAAAGGAGGAGAAAUGGAUUGUAGUGCACUGUGUACCUGAGAUGUUAACUGUUGAAAAUGGACGCGUUUCCUCAAAUCGCUGUUGGUGGCCAGUGGCCUAAAUUAUUAAUUUAUUCUUUUCCUUUAAAAGAAGAUGAAGAAAGCAGCCUUUGUAACAUGUAUUUAUCCUGUAAGUAGGUCUUGAGGUUGGGAGUGGGAGGGGGCGGAGGGUGGGGAAUGGGUUUAACGUAGCUAAUGUUUCUGCCGUUGAUGAAAUAUGGUACAGGCCCGGUGAAAGUGAAUGCCCUUGUUAACUGCCAAGGACAGUAGGGCGAGAAUAAAGGCAAGGAGAAAUCUGA